Messenger RNA from Spirometra erinaceieuropaei, 26295 nucleotides. NCBI's taxonomy places the organism in Eukaryota, Metazoa, Platyhelminthes, Cestoda, Diphyllobothriidea, Diphyllobothriidae. The record is from the annotation of a GenBank genome assembly.
AUGCAAGACAACCAGACGGCGAAUGAAACCGUCAAAGUCAUUGUACGUUGCCGACCCCUCGAUGCUAAAGAAAUCCAGGCAGGAUACAAAAGGUAUUUAGCGUUCAUCAGCUGUAAUUUCUCUAGUUGUGUAUGCGUUAGGGAAUCCGAUGGGAUUAUCGAAGUUAGAAACCCUAAGGCGACUCCCGAGGAAGCCUCCCGCUCUUUUAAUUUUGAUACAGUUUAUGGGCCAGAGUAUGUUUGAACGGUUUACGAUGUUAUUACUGCAGUUCUCAGCAAAGGGAGCUUUAUGAAAAAUCAUUUAAAAACUUAGUUCAGAGUGUACUUGAAGGAUUUAACGGUACGAUUUUUGCAUACGGACAGACGGGGACAGGAAAGACGUUUACGAUUCAAGGUUAAUGUACUUAUUUUGUCCGUGAAUUUCAUGUCAGGCGUGAAGGACGAUCAUGAACUUCGUGGAGUCAUCCCAAAUUCUUUCGAGCACAUUUUCGAUCACAUUGCGCAUUCGAAAAAUGCGCAGUAUCUUGUGCGUGCAAGUUAUUUGGAAAUUUAUAAGGAAGAAGUAAGGGAUCUACUCCAAAAAGAUUUCAGCAAACGUCUCGAAAUUAAAGAAAAGCCGGACAGGGGAAUAUACGUCAAGGUGUGUGAGUAUUAAUACUCACGUGUUGGUAGAAUUCUACCAACACGUGGCCCAAUCUUACCUUAAUUGUAUACAAUCUGUGAUUUGUGAGCAGUUUUCCUCGAUUUUCGCUGUAACAUAGUUCCCGUAAAAGAGGUUUAAAACGUCAGGUCUUUUGAACUCUAUGUAUUAAACAACUUACCACUCAGAGUAUUUCACCGUACAACUUGAGAACGUACAAAUAAUGUAUCUUUAUAAUGAUUGAUAGGGAUGGACUAGCCCCUUGUUCUCAUAUUCUCUAGAGAAUCAUAAGAAAGUUUCUGCUAGUAACAUACUGAAUAUACAGUGCCCUUUCAAAACUUGCGUGAUCUUUUGGAGCUUCUAAGUGUCCUUUUGUCAGAAUUUAGAUUCCUAGAGUUCUUUAAGAACAUUAUUUUCAUUUUAAAAUCCUUCCUCCUUAUCAUGGAUACAGAGAACAGCCCUCCGAUUCCUAUGAUGUCCAACAUACUUGGCCAAAUAUUUCAGUUUUCUAUUUUGCAGUUUUUAUUGCGAACAAACUGGCAAGAGUGAGCUGAAGUACUUUUUUAAUGCACUCAUUAAUCAGGUACCAUAUUUAUAAAAAUCAAGCGUUAUUUAUGAUUUGUAAUGUGUUAAAAACCAGUCCGCUUGGAGCUUUUAGGUUAUUUAUUGCUUAAUUUGAUUGAUUGUAAUACUCAUGGAAAGAGUUGAAACGUAUAGUAUUGACAUAUAUCCCGCAGUAGUCGUCUAAGUUUACCCCCUAUUUUGAAACUUCAUCUCGGUUCAGGGUAACUGUUUUGUUCAAAAGUAUUCAUGGGUUUUUUAUUCACCUGGGUGGUCGUUUAGCAGGAAAAACGGAAUUGUAGAAUGCAGGCAUUAAGUUUAGCAAAUUCAAUGGAAAACUGGAAUUAAGUGAGACAAAUAAGCUUCGGUAGUUCAUUUGGGAGACAGGCCUUUUAACGCUGUAGGGUUGGAACAUAUUUACGCAAUGAUUGCGUUCUAUACGCGGUAAUUUUUCACAUUUACGUCAAUCUUUCUCAUGAACUGAGUCCAUGUUUUGUAGUCGAGUGUAAAAUUCAGAGAGAAAAUUUUCUAGGAAAAAGUCAUAGUUGCUGACUUAAGUUGUCAUAUUUUCCCCUUGUCUGAUUGCCACUUGCCUCAACUAUUUUCGAGUUCACUUGUAUCUGUGAUUUCGUUCUUAGACAGAUUUUCCCUUGCGCACAAUGAAGCACUUUGUUGCACAUACGGUCCGGAUGGUCUUCGUAUGGUUGGAGGAUGAGCAUUAGUUUGUAUUUUACAUAGGACGACAUGGUUUCAAGCAACAAUCUUUAAAAUGCUGUCGAAAUAAUAAGAAAAAUAAUUCAUAUCAAAUAUUUUUGAACUGACCGCCUUAUCAGUGGGGAUUCAUUAGUUUGCAUAGAAUGGACACUGGAGUGCAAAAUCUUCUUGGUAUUUGUUAAAGACAGUUAAGUGUAGUGUCCAAUAUUACGAAAUGCAAGCUCUGCUUUUUUUGGAGAAAAUAUUGGGAGUAUGUUUUCACUCCAUCAAAUCGAUUUAACUCCCCAAGGGUGUUACUUUCGCUUUCCAAAAUUUUUGUGAAAAUCAGAUCGUUUUUCAGUCCGUUUGGUAAUUGGUGCUGGAAUAGCAGGGAUGGACGUUGCCUUUAAAGCGGUUCAGAUUUCAAAGUAAGUAAGCACUUAGUCCCUUAAACACAGUCAAGUACUAAGUACCGAUUAAUUUUAUGCUAAUUUUAAAACUUAUUUCUUGGAUUGGGUGUAGCCAGGACUGAAAUUUGGUUUUAGCUGGUUUUACGCAAAGUUUAACCAUCCUAAACACCCACUUUCGCAGUAAUACACAGGCAGCCUACCUUGUUCACAAGGUUAGGCACUCAGCUAUCGGACAGGUUACAAAGUACACGGAUUACUAGAAGUCUUUCCGCCUUAUAUUUGCAAAUUUUUAAUUAACCCUUUUGACAGCCCUGAGUCGUCCACAUUAUUUGUGUUUUUCAAUGUUAAACAAGCUGUUAUAUAUCAUUAAAAUGCAUAUCAGUGAAGAAAUUUCAUCAAUUUGAAUCAACGUUCUCUAGAGCCAGUAGGAUAUACUGUUAAAGAAUUUGGUUCUUAAUAAACUAGUCGAACGCGAAGUCUGAAUUAACUAUUACGUAAAACUGCCUAGUUUGUCCUAACUUAGCGGUUGAAAAUUAAUUCUGAGAAUAACGUAACUUUCCUGGAUCAGUUGCAACUACUUUUAUGGCUUGUGCAAGUGCUACCGUUACUGAACUAUGAAAGUUAACUUCUAUUAGUGAUAUAAUGGGAAGACGUGUUGCAUUGUAUAAACAAAUAUUCAAUCUGUAAAUGACCGUCAGAAAAGCUCCCACGCAGGCAGACGAGAAUCAUAAGUUCGUCUAUAUAUGGUCCAGCCUUUAAUGAAAUUGAGUGCACUCGCGUUCAGAAACGCAUCUGCAAACUAAUGUCCAAAUAUGAAUUCCUCAUUCAGAGGGAAAGGCCAUAAAGUCAUGUUUAGUAAUUAUUAGACCAGUGCUCUGAGAUACUUACACUUACUUCCUGAAAAGCUGCGACCCGCCAUCGAAAACAGAGCGUGAGUGCACAGCAGAAUAUAUACACAUACACAGCAGACUGAUGCAACCAGCUUUUUUCUGACAUUUUAAUGUAUACAAAUGAGGCCUGAUUGAUUCGUUUUUUUUCCUUCUAAUUACUUUAACAAAACUGAUUUCCAAAUGAACUGCGUUAGGGUCAACGUGGCAUUCUUCAGAAAAUGAGAGAGAUCAAGUUACAAAAUGUCCUAAUGACAGAUGCAAGUCAAAAAAUGUAGCAGUCAUUAGGUUGCGCGUCCCCUUCUCACUAACUCAUUGAAUGACAGCCCUGUCCUCUGUAUGCGCCGCAGCUUUUUAUGACGUCUUGCCGAUAACCAUGACAAAUCGGGCCAGGAUUUCGGCAUUGCGUACGGCAUGUACAUUUUUGUCGAAGGGCGAAAAUGUAUUGAGCAUAUGGACGUCCGCCCAUAAUUGCCAAUUUUCGUGAAGGGACGUGGUUAGGACUAUGUACCAGUAGUCAAAAUGUAUAUAAAAACUUUAUUGAUUAAAAAGGUAAUUUUGACUGGCAACUUGCCUAGUUAAACAAACAUAUAAAAGUAGCUUAUAAACAAAAUGAACUUUUGUGAUGGUCUGCCGAAUUCAAUAUUAUUCUAAAACCAAUUAUUUGAAUUUAUAGGCGCGAUGUGUCAAAUUAGUGGUGGAAAAUAAGCACCCGUCCAGAUUUACUUUCGUUUUAUUUCCUAAAAACAUAGUAAAAAAGGACUACAAAAAUUCAUAUGACCCUUUUGUAGGAUCUUUCGACGGUUCUAACGAAGAAUAUUCGAGAGAUCGAAAAAGUCAUGAAUAUAGGCUACGCCAACAGAUCCGUUGGGUAAGCGUAAUCAAACCUUUCCAUUAAAAAUUCAUUUAUUAGAGCCACGAACAUGAAUGAACACAGUUCUCGCUCUCACGCUAUCUUCAUUAUCACCAUCGAGUGCUGUGAAGUGAGUUGUCCGAGUCCGUUUUUUAUAUUUACUCCUUACCAACAGCUGGGAUUAGAUGGCAAGAACCACAUCCGCGUGGGAAAAUUGAACCUUGUAGAUUUGGCUGGAAGUGAACGUCAGUCGAAGACUCAAUCCGAAGUAAGUCUUUAACUUCCUUUACCUGAACUUGACACCACAUCUAGGGCGAGCGGCUAAAGGAGGCGACGAGGAUAAAUCUUAGUCUGUCAACCCUGGGGAACGUUAUAUCUGCGCUUGUCGAUAAAAAAAGCACACAUGUUCCUUACCGAGAUUCCAAGCUGACAAGACUCCUUCAAGGUAAACUGUGCUUAUGGAUCUUACCAACUGUAAUAUUGGUUGCCGACGGGGGAUAUUGGCAACACCAUCAUCCUGAUCCUCAGCAUCGAGGCGCAAAUAUAAGAAUUCGGUAGACUAGCAAAAAAUCCACGGUACCCACUAUUAGGUAAUCUAGGACAAGAAGCGUGCACUUAUGGAAGAUGAACUGCGACGAAACAGUCCGGAAUGAUGAUGACAGAAUAGUCUUUCGUAAAUUCGCUGUUUCUAAGUUAUGGACGUCUUUGUACUAACUAAGUCGCCCGUUGCACAACUUUGAGCUGCUGUUGGUAGCCUCGUAGUUUGUUACAGCCGAUGUAUAGCCAUUGUUAUAGGCUAUAGAAAGGUCGAAUUUCGUAUUUUCUACGUGGCUUUUAGUCUACUUUUUUUCCCACUCGGCCAUCCUCACGCCGUUUCAACAACCUGUCGAUAAAACAUCGACAGAAGGAGAUACCUAUAGCCUUUUUCUGUAGGCGGAGUAAAUACGAGGAUUGACAAUCUUACCAGUAUAUGCUCUCUUUAAUACUCUUGGGGUUGCAAUUGUUAUGUACAAAUUAACUCUGUUUAUAUUGCAAAACAUAUGGUAGGUAUGACGUAUGACGUACAUUGGUAAAAACUUUGUUGCUCUUUUACUACGCAGACUGAUCCGCAGGUUCAAAGGAAUGUUUAGCGGGAGCCUCCACCAAGUAACUUACUUCCUUUUGUGAUCGCCUAAAUAUGCAAGCCAGAAAAAAGGCUCUAGGCGUUGGUUUAUGGUUACGAGGUUGGGAGUUUGAAUUCACUGCCGGAGGAAAAACUAGGUAUGAACUGAAAAACGAGAACCUUUGAAUAGGUGAACAAGCGUAAAGCAUCUACAUACUGAGUAGUUCCUCCCUAAUAAAUGACUCCGAAACCAUCUAUUUCCUAAGCGGGUGUAGGUUAACAUAGACCUCAUACGGAUGAAGCAAAGUCCAAGAAUGAAGGGAUAUAAGUCGAAUUGGGAUGUUUUGUGUUAUGUUUCCACUGCGAAGAAAGUAAGCUCAAAAGGGACCGGUCGGGACUACCCAGUGAAAAAUUCUAUUGCAUUUCAAAAACCUCCCCCCACGAUGUUGGCGCACUUUAUGAGAUCUCUCUCAAAGUACCUUCCAUGCAUGCGCUUAUUCAACUCAUCAAACUAACAAACGUCCUCCUGACGCUCUUUUAAAAGAGGAGAAAAUAUCUGCGGCAUUGUUUUUCUUCCCAAGCUUCAUGUCUGACUUGUGUUUUUGCUUCUCUGGACUGUGGCAGACUCCUUGGGAGGCAAUUCGAAGACUGUAAUGAUAGCUAACAUUGGGCCAGCGUCUUACAACUAUGAAGAGACAAUUAACACACUGAGGUAUGCAAGUCGGGCCAAGAACAUCAAAAACACACCGAAAAUUAAUGAAGAUCCCAAGGAUGCCUUGCUACGAGAAUAUCAGGGUGAAAUUGAAAGACUAAAGGAACUGCUUCGGUCAAAGCCACAGACUGUUCAACGCUCACUUCAACGCAGAAAAUCGCCCACGAGUGAAAGUGACGAGGGUUCGUUUUGGUAUAUGCUUAUUUUUAAAUACAUAGAUGCUGAUGAUGCAAGUUACUGGGGCAGACGGAUUAUAAAAACUUUCAUAGAGAGUGUAGGCGCCAAAGUGUUCCACUAUUCUUGCUGAUGGCGGUUUAUCAGUUAGAGCGUCAUUAUAGUACUCAAAAACAGUCAAUUGUUAGAUUAUUCUGACAGCUCGGUACUGGAGUGUCCAAACUUACUGUCGUCUCUGACACUAUGAUUGAGGGAGACACGAACAAUUGUUUUUUCAGCAAAUGCAUCUCUAGUCGGACUCUUGAAUCCUAUAAAUCCCAGACAAUUUCCGAGCUACAGUAGGUGGGUUAACUCAAGAAAUGUCACUAAAUUUCCGAAAUGCGUUUUCGUUUCGAAAAGACUAAUUAAGGAGGAUGUAAAACUAAUUAUUUUGCAGCGUAAGGAUUCAGUUACUUCAGGAUGCCGGUUUUUGGGCGAACUUCCAGCUGCGUGCAAGAACUAUAUUCUGACUACGUAAGAAGCAUGAAUUUUUCCCAUUAAGUUUCGAUGCCUUUAAGAAUUUUAUUGUAUUUUAUGGAACUCAUGCAUAAAAUAUUCAUUCUUUUGCUCAUCCGGUAGAAAUUGACGUCCUGGUCCAAUUUUAUAACCGAAAGAAGGAUAUAAUUCGGUUUAAAAUACUUUUCCAAUUCCCGAAUAAUUUUGAACUCGACCUGCCGUUACACUUGCAUUCAGGGUUUCCGAGCUACAAGCCAUAUAUUUACCGCGUACGGAAAGUCAUAUAUUUAUCUACGGUAUGAAGAAAAAAAUAUAUGGAGUUCACCAAGUGUUGCAGUGGAUUUGGGCCAUAUUGUGCCUUUAACAUGCCAUAUUGGUAAGUAGAGAGACAAAAUCUUAUGAACAGCCAUUUCGGGGUAUUAAAAAUCUCACUAUUAGAAACUUCUUAAAAACCGAAUUACACCCCUCUUUCAGUUAUAAAAUUGGACAAGGUCGUCAAUUUCUACCAGAUGAGCAAAAGAAUGAAUAUUUUUAUGCAUAUUUUCCAUGAAAUACAAUAAAAUUCUUAAAGGCAUCGAAACUUAAUGCGAAAAAUGCAUGCUUAUUACGUAGUCAGAAUAUAGUUCACGCACGCAGCUGGAAGUUCGCCCAAAAACCGGCAUCCUGAGGUAACUGAAGUAUUAUAGACUUAUGUUGCAGGCCGGCUAGUUUUACAACCCUACUUACUUAAUCUUUUUGAGACGGAAACGCAUUUCGGAAUUUCAGUUGACAUUUCAUGAAUUAGCCCACCUACUGUAUAUUAUCCCUUAGAGAUAUUGUUUCCAAACUUUAUGAGGCUCCCAACGUUGAUUAGCUUUUUUGGUUAUCAGGAAUUUGAAUUAGUUAUGUUCUCAGCCUCAUCAUGCUUCUUCGGGAUUUUCCUGAUGCAAGAAAUAUGAGGUACUCUUAGAAUGAUGCUGAACAACGUCAUCCCAGAAUGCCGCUGUGCGGCCAGUAGAAUAGAAAUCAAAAAUCGGCAUGCAGAUGUGGGGCGUAAUUUUAACGAGACGUGAGUAUUUCGGUUUAAAACCCAGGCAAAAAGACAACGGAUAUAUUAGUCACCUGACUCUUCCUCGCCGAUCUGUGUGCCGCAGCACGGACCUUCACCAAAACAAAUUGAUCGUUGGACAUCAGGUGCCCCAUAUGUGGCGCAGUUGUCGAGUUCUGUGGGCUCCUGACUCCAAAGGACAAGCUCUUUUUCCAACAAAGACCAAGCUAGAGUCGUUACUACUUCUGCGAUUGUUUACUGUUUAAACCAUAUAGUAAGGAAUCCUCGGGUUAAAGUCUGAAAGUCGCGAUGUAUCGCAACCUGCUUCAAAGUGGAAGGACUUCUUAAAUGCGGUCUGUUGUAUGAUGAUCGUUUAUGAAGUCAGUUGAAUGGAGCUGCUCCCCAAGCAGGGCACAGUUACCCCGAUUAAAGCUCUGAAACAGGUAGUUUUCCGUGCCUAAGAACACAAGUACCUUGGUGGCAGAGUUUUUAUCGGAUCCCCUUUUGUAGGCUGGCCGUAACAACAUCGGCCAACAAGUCCCUUAUAAGCAUAAGCCGACCAAUUUCUCGUACUAUGCGGCUAAGCUGUGAUCAGCAAACGUCAAAGGUUUUCAUGAAAGUAUAUAAUUUCCCGCACACCAAAAGAACAUCACGAAAAUUCUGCUCCGUGUUCUCUACAACCAACUUUUAAAUUUUUUUAGUAUGACAAACUUCAUUUCUCUCCGAUCGAUCACUGACCAUUGGUAUGAUCAUGGUCAGGUGUUUUGACCAGGGUCGUAAAAGGGAGGCCAGAUGUUUAAUAAAAGUGUAAUAAAGAUACUAAUUCAACAACCGCAGUUCAUAUGAGAAAAUAUGUGAGUUAGAAUCCGUUAUGGCCGAGGAUAGGAAUAAAUCAGCAUUUGCAUUCGGUCGUCACCGCUGUGUCUAUUUUAGCAGGAAUCCGCAUAAAUAUGUUCCCAGUAUGAAUUUGUUCAAGUUUUUAAAGGAAGCUCGAAGCGAUACGUCCUGCGCUCUUUCACUUCUGAAAUUCCGUUAAAGACGGGGAAGAGACGCUCACACAUUGGACAUAGACGCAAACUCACCAAUGCUAGGGGGGUCUUUAAAGACACGGCUGAUGUAUAAGCAGGCCCCGAAGUUUUGCCGAAACUUUGCCGACAUCCGAAAGUGAAACCGCUAGUUUUCUGGGCUGGAUACAACUGGAUGAGCAUUCUGUGCACUGCCUCAAUAGUAACGUAUAUAGUUGCCUCAAAACGGGGGCGCUGUAUAAGUUUGCGCCUGCCUGAGUUACGAACUACCCAGAGCAGUCUGCGCAGUUGUCUCGGAAAUCUAACCAUUAAGUUCAUACAGGAGAAUGUGGUCAGGCGCUAACGCUUCGAUUUCAGUUGUCAGUUUUGCUGACACCGAGGAAAAUUCCAGAAGAAAUUGCAUCCUCAUUAAUGAAAUAACCUUUGAUGUUUUGGCCAUACGCUUACUCUAGAACUUUCCGUUAUGUCUGUUCAAGUCUAUUUCCGACACUUUCACCGUAAGAGAGUCAUCUAUGAAAGUCAUGUGAUCAAAUGACACCUGUGGCUUGAAUGAACUUACAUAAGGGAGCGUAUUACGUGUGCCCUAAAAUGUUAUAUCAAAAGCCGUUCAACGCCGUCAUUGUUCGAAUUUUCACCCUAACAAAGUUAUAAUAAGAGCGAUUACAAUGCUCUUUGUAGCUUGAGCAACCAUGCUCACCCCGUCUAUAUCAACAUUAUGGAAAGUGGUGCAAUCGCAGUUAUCAGACUCAGUAUUUGGCAAUUGCGCUCAGCACCCUUUCCGCCAUACCUUUUUGUCACAAACAAUUAACAUUUUUCAAAUGAUGGUAUUAUCUAUUCCCGGGAAGAGGUCCUACAUUUGAGUUGUGAAUAGUGAUUCUUAUGGAGGCUUUCAUUUUUGCUCUGUUUAAGUGUGAACCUCAAUCUUUGUGAACUUUCAUCACUACUUUCCCUGUAUUGCACGCGUUUGCCAUCAGAACCCGUAGAUGAGGAAGUAUCGGCCGAUAACGCAGACGAUGACAGCGCCUUGAGAGAAAACUACCUCAGAGAACAACGAGAAAAACUUUCUGCUGAAAAAGAACGAAUAUUAAGUAAUACAAACAUUGUUGCAGAAGAGAAAACUCGAUUGCUCGAAGAUUUGAAGGUAGGCGCUGUUCUAACUAAAUGAAUGGUUUGGAAAUGUUUAAUAUUUCAGGGUGCCAGCACAACUUAGGCUGCAACAGUUCUGGUUUUCUGGACAGACGUCCCAAGCUAUCAUUAUUAUUGUGUAAUUUAAAGCGUUAAAACGCGAAAACACAUUUUUCAUUUUAAGCUACGUAGUUUCGACGUAAGUUAUAUCGAAGCGCAGACCCACUUGAACAUCUAUCUUGCAUGAAGUUACGAAUAUAAAGUUGUUUUUACGAAGAUAUUGAUAGACGUGGUCCGAUCCCAGUUACGUUGUUAUUAAAUUAGCAAAAAACAAGAGACAUGUGCAACUAGAGGAUACAAGCAAAGCAGAGAUUUACCAGCCAAUUUGGUAACAUCCAAAUUUAUUUGAUUUAUCUUCUGCUGUUUUUCAACUUAGAAGUUAGGCAUUGUUUAUGGUAAUGACACAACUGCUAAAUGUCCAACAGCCUCCUCGCUAAAAAAUUGAACACUUCGUUUUAGACCAGCUAGCGUAGCAUCUGAAGUGUCAAGUAAUGCAUGCUUUUUAGGCAAAAGAGGCGAUUAUCAAGGAUGAGCAAGCCCAGACCAAAAAGCUGGAAGAAAAACUGCGCAGUCUGGAGUCAAAGUUGCUGUGCGGCGAUCGGUCUAUCGUGGAACACACCAGAGAACAGGAAGCCACUCUAGAGGCUCAGCGAAAGAAACUCGCUACACAGCAAAAGCACGAACGCGCGAUCAGAGCCAGAAUGGAAGCUGAGAGUGAUAAUCUGGCAAACCUGCAGGAAACAUUUACUUCGUUGCGUCAGGAAGUGGAUGUUUAUACGGCAAAAUUGAAAAAAACGUUUGAGAAGCUACAGGUAAACGAAAGUCUACUAUCUCUUGGUCCCUGAUAUUUUAGUCUUUUUUAGACCGUAAAAAGAUUUCUCAAGUCAAUACUGAGGAAACCUGCAUAAGUACAAAUGGUCUAGUGUUUGGCCUCUGUAUCUCUCUAUUCAGUCGCACAACCUAGUAUUCUAUUAGUAGUGACCUCUAAUUUAGAUCUUCAGUGCUCUGCUUGCCUUUGCAAUCCACAUAAGACACAUCCUGGGCUAGAUGCGAUACGAAAGUCAUAACUACUUGAAUUAGUUUAUGCCUGGAAUCCCACGCACUAACGAUUCUAAUAUACAGCCUCUCAUACACCAUUCUAUAUGGAGUGUCUCGUAACAUGACCAACACAGCGAAAGGUUAAGUUCCGGAAAGCAGUUAGGAAGAAGGAAAUUCGAUCGUUGUAAUAAGAAUUUCAUUCAUAUAACGUCUCAGAUUAACACUCGUACCUGUCAUGAGAAACGGAAACAAGUCACGAUAGCGGGCGCACGAGAGCGAAUAUCUGCGAUGUGGUUGCUUAGCAACUGCAUCUCAUACAGGCCGCAACACCUAUGCGCUCAGAACUCUAAUCUGUUGCCGUCUCUGAUGAUUGGUGUGAAUGGAAUCCAAAAGGUCAGGCGAAUAAGAUCAUUUAUUCAUCUCGUGGCAUCUUGUGUACCCAUCACACAACAGACCAGAUCCCGAAGUAUAACCGUUUACUUUUGUUCGGCUCACAUUCCAAGGCAUGGAAGAACGCUUAAUUCCUCACACUGUUAUGCCCUUCUCGCUCUCUUUUAAGGGGUGAUUUUCAGAAGCAGAAUGUGUCUUUUCCAUUAUUUGUUCGCAUGAUAAAUGUUCUUGUUUCCCGCAAAUGUAAAUAAUGGGAAACAACAUUGCCUACUCAUGCAAGAAAAGUAGACACCUUUGUCAAACAAUAGUUUUAACGGAGAAGGGAACUUCUGGACUUCUACUUGUUCGACUUGCACAGUGGAACAGUCGCCAGAUACCCUGCAAAAGAUCACAGUGGACAAGAUCGAGUCCCUCGUGAGACAUAAAACAAAGAUAAGAAAAUUAUUCUCAAGCCCUCUAAACAAUCAAAUGAAUAAUGUUGUCGUUCAGUCUGCAGGCAUCAUUUAGUAUGCCAUAUUGAUGUUUUUUAGAAUUUUAUUGAGGCGUUUCUGACACUCCGUUCUAUCUUAUUAAAUGCAAAAACACUCAAACAUGCAAACGCUUGUCGUUUUCUCGGUAGAUUUUAGGUAAUUUUCGUCUCGACGACUGUGGUCUAAGGAAGCUUGUCCAGAAAGUACCAUUCAUAUUUUGUAAACAUUUGCUCUUGGCUGUAUUACGCAGGUUCCUUACGUGCUCCUCUUCUUUCGCCAUUUAGGCCUUAAAACAGGAGAUGGCAGACGUGCAGGAGGAUAGUAUACACCAGCGCCAAGAGCAUGAAAAAAUCGUAGACCAGAUAACGCAAGAAUUGAAGUUGCGUUACCUCAUCCUAGAGAAUUUCGUUCCACCCGAAGUGCGUCAGAAUUUGGAGAAACGUGCCACUUUUGAUGAGGAGGAAGAGCGAUGGCGUCUGUUACCCACAGUAGCGGUCCCACUGGAUGGGGCUGUCAACAGUAGCGACAUACGGUCAGGCCGGUAAGUUCUUCCCGUUUUCCCCCUGCCCGGCUUUGCCGUAACGUUUACUUUGUGUGUCAAAGGAGCAAGUGUUUAUCUCUCCGAUUUUUUAGGAGUCCAGACUUGAUCCGACGGAUGGCUGGGCAAUGAUGUAGGGAAAACUCGACAUACGUCCAAACGUGAUCAUAGCAUUCCCAGCAGUUGUCUUUCAACGUUAGGAUCCUCCUUAAGGUUGUAAUGGCAUACAUGAGAUGAUUAAUAUCAUGCCUGCUGUAUCCAAACUCAGCGAUUUCUCGCAUAGUGCAUCUUCACACAUAACGAUCCGCAGUAAUGACUUUAGUAAACUCGAUUCACUUCAUCCUUCAACCAAAUAUUGGGGCUGCAAACACCAUCUCCCUAUCUUAACAGUGUCUAUCUGACCAGGCUUUCAGCUGCACUGUUUUUGGUUGCUUCCACCGAGGCAGCAGCGUUCGAUUUCAAGUAGUUAAACUGGAUGUACGAGUCGGGUGACGUGGAGCGUACUAAAAGCACUUCUACAAUCAUACUUGGAUAAAUCAUGGAAACCUAAUGAUGCUGCCGCAGUGGGUGUGGACUGUUUUGUUCGGGGCAAGUUGGGAAAACUUCACCAAAAGAAUCAUCCUCGGGUUCGAAAGACAAGAUUCUUUAAAUUUAGCCCAGCCAAACAUCGUCCAUCUCACGAGGCCCAAAAUUGGCGGAAUCAAAACGGCAGUGGCUUUAAAAAUAGAGGCGGCCGCCGGAUACCAACUACCAUACGAAAUUGCAGAAAACACCGGGAUGUUAGCAGUGAAGCUUGACAAGCAGCUUGAUCGGGUCUCGUUUUGCACUGCCUAGGAGUAAAGAAAAUUGAAUUUACGGUCAACAAGGACUCAUGAAUUCGCUGGGACGGCGGUAGAUACGUGAGGAGACUAACCAAAACGGUUCAUUAAUUGUAACUUGCUCUGCUAUUGAUGAUGACUACUUGAAAACAGAAUGUAGGACGCACCUCCGUUGUGAUUCAAGUAUUUUAGCCAAGACCCCUCUGCGAGUGCAAAGGAGGCCACAUCUAACAGGCCACCACCGCCUCUGCCGGUGUCCUUGAUACGCUGAAGUUUCUGUAGUUAUUUUUGGGACCAUGCCCCGCAAAAUAUUUUACUAUUUUGUUCCAUUCAGGCCGGGGCAACAGCUACUACCCCCGUCCUCCUUCAUUUUUGGCCGCCAUAUGUUUUGUAUCUCUCCCCCUUUUUGACUGUCAAUGCUGCUGUUCCCGAUGCCGCCGUCGCAAGGAAGUUAUCUGUUGACCAUUCCGCUUCCGUCCUCGUCGUUAGCGUUCGUGCUCGCGUGUCUCAGCGCUUUCUCGUGCAUUACGCACGCGAUAGCGGUUCUGCGCACCAUUCUACAAACAAGUGACCUUGCCAUCCGUCGUGAAAAUUGCUUAAAACCACUGUUGCGUCGCUAAAAAAUUCACCUUUCCUAUCAGCAAGUGCGUACGUUGGCCGCAGAGGUUGCGGAUGGUGUGUGAAGUGAUUAUGGAUUCAACCUUGGACCUCUUCACCUGUCUGGGCCUGCUGCCUCCUGCACCUUCGGAUUUGAAGGUCAUUCACUUUCUGAUCCAGGCACUUGCGGUGACAACAGCUGGUCCCCCGGACGUUCAGGAACGCUUCAAUCUGGGAUUUUUUAUACCCUGGGUAAAAAUUCAAGCACAAACGAACUGAUGACCCCCAAUGGGACGAAUAAAUACUCUCCCACUGCUAACAGGAGAUUGUUUACAUACUCGCACUACUUAACAGAGGAAGCCAUGGCCCACAUCGUCGUUCUCUUCCAAAUAUAUCAACUUUUCGAUGAACUUAAACCGGUACCUUCCGCUUGCAGUUGUUGCAGUCCCUCUUUAUCCUUGCGUACUUUCUGUCUCUUUCUCUCUCUUCAACCUGUCAGGCUCCGAGUUAGAUGAUGAUAAAGAUGUUGUAGGUCCUGGUUCCUACCUAAAAUUCACAUUUUGUUAGUUUGUGCGGUCGCACAUGAUAAAGGAGGUUUUAAAAUUCCAGAUAACAAUCCUCCGAUUAUUGUCGUAAAAUUCGCACUCAGGGGCAUGAGAGGGCGUUUGCUCAGAAGUUUUCCUCUUAAGUUACGAACCAACUUUGGGCUCUGGGCGCUGUUGGUUAGCGACGGUAAGUAAGCCAGAAAUUACCCAUUUCAUCGAUAGGUUGUUGCCACUUACAGAUUAUUGAUUGCCCGUCCCAACUACAAGACCGUCUGCAAAGGCUGUGGAAUAAAGCUGUAAGGCCAGAUGGAAUCGUCCACAGUCAGCCUUGCAGUCAGAAUAAGUUGAGGAAUGUCACGGUCAUGUGAUUCGGAGGGACACCGAGGGCGGUCAACAGAACAGAAAUCCGUGACUCAAAUGGCAGAGCCUCGCUUUAAUUCUCAACAGAUCACACUUUCAAACCAUGAAGACUCCCAGCAUGGGCUUUGACUCGAUAGACCGAAAUGAUUGUUUCAAUCCCCACUGCUUUUUCGUCGAUACUUCUCGACUGACUACAUCGCACUUAGAGUCUGAAUCUAAAACGCUCUGCAUCCACUCACUUCUCGUCAAUGAGCCGCCCAAAACCGGCGUAGGGAGUGAACAAAGAGGAGUACAGCACAAGUGGAGCAACAGACGGAUGUUUUGUGAUGAUACCAUUUCUUUAGCGCUAUGUCCUUAUCGACAAACACUCACCUCGGAACACAAUGAACCGCUUUAGUUCCUCGGCGCACGAAAAUACCGACUCAGUAACCCGAAUUAUUAGCAGGUUACAAGAAACGUAAAAUGUACAUUACACAGAUCUUACUGCGUAAAAAUGGCAAGGACUGAGAAUGUAGUUUGCUCACAGGUUUUCCUUUCUUAGUAGGUGAAGUAUGUAUGUGUGUAACCGGAAGACGUUACAAAGACUCUUUUUACACACAAAUGGAAGAAGCCCACUUUUAAUGAGUGAUCCACGAGCAUUUGCCUGUCAGUGGCCGUCAUGAAGCAUGAAGCUGCCAACAAAGUUUUCAUAUCAAUUUAAUGACUCUUAUUGGAAUUUAAAGGGGAAUCGCAUACCAAACCAUUGGGCUGAGAAAAAAGAACGGAUAUGGACGAACCUUGCCGAAUCGGUGCGACUUUUUAACCGGGAGAGGAGAAUGUAGGUGGCAUAACGUAAAUUCAGAUUUCAGAUCCCAUUGCACUUGUGUCCAGACAACACCGUAGACAUUUCGGCAAUAAAACACACAACCUGCUAGGGGCUGAUGUCGAAUGACGCUCCUAAAUUCCUUUUGAAAGAAUUUAGCAGUUAAACCCAAGGCAUCGACUGACCAAAAUAUGUAGUUGACAUCUGUUUGUACUUCUCUCGUCUAGGCGCCGUGUUGCAUUCGUGAUGUUUUUGUAGGUUACUUUAUUUUCACAUCUUUCCUCGCUGAGGAGAACGGUAAAAACUUAAGUGUCUGCAGCGAAAACUGUAGAAAGUUGCAUCUGUCCCCAUAGAGCUUACUCUCACUAGCGGGAAUUUGAGUCAUCCUAACUACCGUUUUGGACCCAUUUAAAUGGCUAUAUGUGUACUUAUGUCACAAUGGCCUUGUUUAUGCGGUUUUCUCAUCAGUGUUGCAUGAAUAAUUUGAUCUUCAUGGAUAUCACUUUAUUGUCACUGUCAGAUAUCUCAAAAGAGGAAGCAUUUCGGCCUUAAAUGCGCUUCAUCUGAAUAGUUUCAAGUUACAUUUCCAUGUGUCUGUCAUCUCUUCCCUAACCAUAUUUCCUUUUCUUUUCGUCUCAUCCUUCACCUAUGUGUCCCCCAGUUUGUCCUUCAUCAUUGCCUUAAAUAACCCUGACCAUUGCCAGUUAUUGUCAGAGUAUAAUAAGUAACAUCCACGUAAACUAAGUAUGACGGAAGUUGAACGGAAAACUGCGAACAGUUUUGGGAGAAUGUAUGCCGAAAUCUUCGGUAAAUCGACAUGGACUCUGGUCUCAUGUCACCUCUACCGAAUAUUAUAUUUUUUUUCAUACGGACUCGACUAGGUAAAUGUAAUAAUCACAGUAAAUGUCGGUUAGAUAUGAGCAGGUUAUCGGUUGGCUAAUGAACGUCUUUCAGUGAUUAAGGUAGCAUUAAACACGUCUUUUCCAAUUGCGUCUUGAGUUUCCAACGAAUUGUUUACUCAGUUUGACUGUGGAGUCUGGGCAUAAGAUCUUGCUCAUACGACUUCAGCGCUUCACCUCCCUUCGAUUCCUGAAAAAAACAUUUCAAACUAAUGCUGUUGUUUCAUAUGGUCUAAAGGAGACGGAAUUCUUUGUUUUCAACUUAGAGCGGCCAUCCGUGACGCGUCUCGGUCAGCAUUUGAUGAUUUUUAAAAAACGUAAAAACAAAUUGGACUGAUCAGUGAUGACGUUCUUUUCGGAUUCUUCUUUUGACAAGACGCUCUUUCAAUGCAAACUGCCUGCUCUGAAGAAAAGAAGCGUUAAUAAAUUCGCCCAUAUUGAACGUCGGUCCACACAAAAAUGUUGUGUUUAAAAUUUUUUCUUCACAAGAAAAGUCACAGUUUUUGGUCUCCAUGACAGUUUUGGCUGUAUCGGCAUAGGAUAUGGUGCAAGGGGCUAACGUACGAAAUACUUCGACCAAUUAAUUUGUAUCAUUCAUCUUCGUAGACUGGUAGGUUUUAGGUUAGCAAACUUUCGGUCACCCAUAGCGACCCUUAAAUAAAGUAGAAUAUAUUUCGAUCAUUUUUGUGAUGUUCAUUGAAAACAGAGGGAUCAUUCCGAAAUAUAUCAACCCGGCAAUACCGAACUGUUUCAUCGUUCCUAACGUCAAUAUCCGGGAGGUAAGGGCUGUUUGAAAGUGACUGCAAAAACCAAACGAUUUGCCAGUAUAUUUUGGGGAACACUAGUUAGUGUUUUAUGGGCACUUUACGCCUUAGCAGUAUAUUUCUCAUUUCCGAGCUCCCCCUUGCACUGCCAAUUUUCUUUGACGGAAAGCUCUUUGAAACGUUUCAGGAAUUCUGCUACAAGCCUUUGCCUCAAAUCGGCUUUGGGCACUCGAAGGCCUACAUGUCGGUAUGCGCUCCUGGCCAGCAGAAUGCGAGGCAACCCUAGGUACCGGGGUGAAAACAUCCUCAGCCUAGACCUUGAUCUGCCCUGCCGAACAACCAUGGAGUACGAACCUCCCCAACUGGCUCCCCAGGUUAUCGCUGCCCUGGAGGCAGCUUUGCAGGAUGAGGAAGCCCUCGAACUCGAUGGAAGGUUUGUUGAAGUGUUCUGUUUGUUCAUUUUUCGCUGCUGCUUCCAUCUACAUUUCCUUAUGUGCGAACGUGUUUAAUGCGCAGCCUCUUGCAUUAAUGCAUCUUUGAAUAAGAUCUCAACAUUUAAGUUGGUCUUACGAAACUAGAAGAUGGCCACACAGAGAAAGUGCAUUUAAUUAAAAUCAGAACAUAAGUUAAGUAUUUUUAGGAAUGGCGCUCCGCUUUCUGAGUUACAUUUCGAGGCAGGGGUGCCACCCGCGUUCUCCUUGAAUUAAAACCGCGUCUCGAAAAGGUUAAGGGACGAAACUAUCGUCCUCAAACCGAAAAUGUUUUACUCGCUUGGACUCUGCAAUAUGGUUGAAUAAUAUUACUCCCAGACAGAUCAAUGUUCGGAGUUAGUAUGCUUGAGACUCUUUUAAAUUCACCGCAAAAGUACAGGGGCCGGCGGUUGUCCGAGAGGAUGACUUCGUGAUUUGACUUGAUCUAUGGUGAAUUGUAUGCAGGUAAAUGAAUAUUCGGGGUCUUCAAGCUGGCUCGGUCUCGAAAAGCAGGUUAUUGCCAAAUUGCUUUUUUCAAGGGUAACAUUUGUGAAGUGUCCAGCGUGAAUGAAAUUGUAGACAUUUGCUGAAAUGUCCAAAUAAAUGUUUCUGAAUUAUGGUAAGGUCGAGAAAGUUACGAUGGGUGAAAGAUCUCAUGAAAUGUUGGCCAAAAUUCUGAAAUGUGUUUUCGAUUUGGAAGGAUUACUUAGGUGGGGUUGGAAUAUUGAUUAAUUUACAGCAUAAUCCUACGAUAUUUCGGACUCUUCAGGAUGUUGACUUUUGAAUGCAUCCCUUUUUGACCGUCUGUAAAAACCACACUUUCUAAAAGCUGACCGCUUACUUAGUAUGCGUGCUAACAAUUGAUUUUUGGCGACUUUAAAAAGUGCAAUAUAUUUUACAGAAAAAAUGCAUGGAAAUAUAUUUUGUCUAAUUCACUUAGUAGCACAUCACGUCCUCUCCACACUUUAUAUUCGACGAAAGCGUACCUGUCGGUUUUAAAAAGUUUAAAUUUAUGAGAUUCUUUAAGAUCGCGCAACUUCCAUCUAUGCAGCACCAUAGCUGUAACUUUAUUAAUGCUCCUCAAGGAGCGCAUCCGUUACAAAGUUUUACGUACUCUACAUUGAAUCUUCUUAAAGGCAUAGAGGUAGAUAUGAUUUCCCUUACGCAGAAAGCAUAUACCUUGCAGGCUAAAGUCGCUAAACGCUAGGGAAACGGCUGAUCUGGCUCGAAAUUUAAUGGGAAUCGGUAAACUUUUCAAGACUUAAAUAGGGGCUUUCUUGGAGUGAGAAAUGUAAAGACGACGUGAUUUGAUACCAAAUGAUUGGAAAAAUAAUAUUUUCAUGGAGAUUUUCUAUAAAAUAAAUUUGAAUUUACAUGGUCGUUAAAAUCAGUGUGAAAAAAUGCAUACUACGUAAAUAUUCAUUUCUUGUCGAGUACAGAUUUACAGGAGAUCGCAAAGAAGUGCACUCCAAAACCAAAAUUCUGGCAGGUCCGAAAUAUUACGGGAUUAUGCCGUGCGAUAAUAAUAUGGCAACACCACCUGCGUAAUCUUUCCUAAUUGAAAGCACAUUUCAGAAUUUCGAGCAACAUUUCAUGAAAUCGGUCGCCGGCUAUAAUUUUGGUCUAAAUGACGCCUAAAAUUCGUACGCAGUUACUACUCUCAUAAAAAAGAUGGUGUAUCCCCUUAAACAAUAAAACCUGAGUUUAUAGAAAACAUCACCUUUUGUGCGUAAAAUAUCAGUCUUAUCAGUGCAGUUUGAAGACUUCUUUUAAGUAGUCCCUAGUCGAAGGUCGACAACAAUACCUUUUUUACACCAGACAGGCUUGUGGCAUUUUUUGUCUAAUAUGCCUUAGACGAACUAUUUGGCUUUUAUAUAAACUUCUUUGAUCCUAUGUCCUCGAACAUAUGCAUAUAAAAAUAACGAUUCAAAUUUAAGCAGAGUUGGUGUAAUUUUCCCUGCGACUUCAUUGGGCUGAAGCAAGCUCUCCAAUGUCAAUGUAUUCCUCUGAAAUAUUAGCUUUUUAGCUUGCACUGAAGAGUUAACUUUGGUUCAGAAAAGACAAUACACAGGCUGCUGUCAAAUGCCUGAGAGCACAGAAUAUGACAUCGUAAGCUUGCUUAAAAUAAAUUCCGAUUUCCGACAAAGUAAAUUUCUUUCAUGAUGAAGGUGUAAAUGACAAGCUGUGUUCGGAUGACCGAUUUCAAAUUCGCGCAGUGACUGCUCAGCCGAAUAAUCUUCUAGCUUAUAAUCGAGCUGAAAUGUGAAUUAAUUCUCAAAGUUGACUUGGGCGACCUCUUGUCAAACACCUAGCGACAACGUCCGGUAUCCAGCCGGUAACAAAGGUUUAAAGACACUGAAGGCAAUUGUGAACAGUUGCCUUGAUUGGAAAAUAGUUGUUUAGUGAGGUAAUUGCACAUGCAGGCAUGUAAUGCCCAUCAGUAUGGCAUCUUGACCAUCGUGACCGACAAUGCCCACCGUGUGCUCCACAACAGACUGAAAACAAACACAGUGACUUGCGUAUGAACUAGCUUAGAGGGAGGGCAGACUUUAGCAACAUCUAUCGCACUAUCUCAUCCCUCACCUGAGCCCGAUGUAAAGACAUCGUCGAGAAGACCGAGAGUGGGAGAGGGCACAGGUAGAUGGCAUGGGGAAUGAACCCACGCUUAGGCGUACCACCAUUCCUCUGGUCCCCAGCACGCACUGAUCAAAAUUUCAUACACCAAGAAAAGAAAAGGGGGAGACUGCUCAAAACCCAAACUGAUACAGCGAAAGCCGGCAACGGGCCUGUAGCAACAGCCAUGUUCCACAAUACUCACUGACCAGGAUUCAGAUUCAAACAAAACAGAGAGCGACAUCUGGCGCGCCGAGGCCGCCCCUAGGCAUGCCGCCAUACCCGGCUCAGAUCCCACGGAGGAGGAAUGCCAUAGAUGCCGCAUUAUGAAGGCGCCAUUGCAGCCAGACUCUCAGACCACCAGUCAACCAUUCAACGUAGACGCAUAUGCUGGGCCGACUACGAGGUCAGAGUGAUCCGUCAGUUGACAGCCUUCCAAGCCAGGUCAGAAAGAGAAGGAUGACCCAAAUCACUGCGCAACCAGGAACGCGACCUCUAUGCUCAGCAGGAGUGCAAACGCAUCCAAUGGAAGGAAAGCGGGUGUCGGAGUACUGCUGGCACAUACCAGGCCGCAAGGGCCAUGGCUUGCUAAUACGUGACGUGACGUACACACACAAUCCUUAAGUCCACCAAUAUACUGACUUUUGAACGAGAAUUCUCUCGGCUAUCCGUAAAAAUCCCACCGUCGCUUAAGUAAUAGACGCUCUUAUCCACCAAUGACUAGGACAAGUGCAGGUUUCGGGAUAUUUCGAUGGAGUUAUUUGAAGAUGACAUUUAUUGUGAAAUCUUGCGGGAAACAACUUCUUGCAAUGACGCACUGAAAAAAAUGGGCCUUGCGGUUUUUAAAUGCCCGCUUAUUCACGUGCCAUUUUAAACCCAGUCGACUGUCACAGAAGACUUAAGGAUUUUAAAAUUAUAUGUCGUCAAAUUUUUAAAAAACCAAAUUAAAUGUCGCGUUUGCCGUUUUGAGGAAGGUUGCUGGUGCACGAAGGAUUUUGUAGGUGUGGGUCACGUAUUUCUCAAGAAUCACGUUGACGCAUGCGCAGCUGAAAAUGCCCAAAAUUUUAAAUAUUUUUUGAGGGGCAAAAACAGAUUUCCUUCAAGUGGGAUAUUCAGUUUAGCUUAAGGAAUUGAGUUGUCUUCGACUCUUAUUAACCGUAACUCAGUUAAUGUAGCCGCCGAAACAAUGGGAAUGGCCGCAAAAAUGGUCAGACGUUAAUCAGCAUACUGUAACUUAUGAGAUUUCUUGCGAUCACGUUGGCUUCUGACCCGUUCCAUAAGCUCGUUCAAGUAGUAAGUUCUAUCAAAAACUAUCUUUUGGACUAAAAUAAGUGCUUAGGGACUGUUUUCUCCUACUGUAUGCAGUGCAGUAAAAGUCCUGGGACACUAUUACCACUACCGUAACCCUAACUUAUUUCAGUUCUUCAAAUUUUCGUGCGUUCCUUCUACAACAUCUAAAUACCCAUUUUUAUUAUGCUAUAUGUUAAUUAACAAUCAUCUACACCAGCUGAAAAACUGAACUAAGGUUAUUGUCCUACAACAUAUAACUCGAAAGAAACUCGUGAUGGUUUUAUUAUACCUAAUUUUGUAAAUGAUCGCAAGUAAUUUGAAUGGUUAUAAUUUUCACAAAACAUAUAAAUCAUCUGUCGGAGUCUUACUGCUUUUCAAAGUAGGCCUUUUCAAAGUAGGCCUUAUCAGCUGGACUUAAGUUACAAGAUUGGGUGGGCAUAAAGUAGAACUGUAUUAUUACUACCUUCGAAUCCCUCAUUCUUUUGCAGAAAUACGUAGAACAUUUCUUGAGCGGUUGCUUCUGGGUUGCACUAUAUAGCAAUGACAUGUUUAAUGAUAUGCCCGAACCGCUUAGCUACUCGGUUUCCGUAAUUCGUACAAUUUUUUUACGUUUUUUGGGCCUUUUUUGGUCAGAUGUUUGCUACCAAUAACGUUUUAGUAUACGCACAAUAUGUUAGGUUCAGAUACAUUCGGAUUUCUUCCUCAGCCCCCUCGGCUUAUAACAUUUUCCUACGCUUUACACGAAGGGGUUCAGUUGUUUUGCUGCAUUAGGCUCAACCUUAGAUUAUUUUACCGCCUGAAAUGAAAUCAAAGCCUGAGUUUGCUUCCGUCACCCCUUUGAAUAGAAAAUUUAACUAAAGUCACGUCAGCGUUCAUCGUCCGUCAUGUACAAUCCUACACUGGACCCUAAAAGCCGUGAUCCAUUUACUGUAGGAUUUUGCUGUACCUUAAGAAAGGAAUAGAUGGUUUUGGUGUAGUGAAAAAUGGAUUCUGUGUUAACGUGAUCUUACGUCAGCUCCUACCCGUGGCAGACUGAUUUUAUCAGAGCUUGUCCCAGCGAUCGUGUCUCCUUCAAGACCUUUGUGAGCGCACAUACAUAAUACCAUCAGAACGUAAUUAAUGCAAUUUUCGUUUAUCUUGACCGAAUUGCCGUCUUUGCGUUUUUUUGACAACUUACGGCAUCAGAAUUUACAUGUAUGCAGACAUAAGAAGCGUUUUUUUCGGAGCUUACGUUAAAUUCAGAAUAAAUUACCGCAGUUUUAAGUCGUAGUAAUAAUAAUGCUUAAAAUACUGUGCGGUUAGGCGGUGAGUAGGUAAAUACUAUCGUGUCAAUUAAGAUCUGAGUCGGUUACCAUCGAAGCAGUUCUCGAUCUUUUGGUUUGCAUAACGGAUACCAACAGAAUAGACGACGAAAUCUCGUUUUCUCAUCGGUUAUACCAAAAGUUUCGUUUAAAUCGUGCUCACUGUGACGUAGCCUUCGUUAGUAUAUACCGAUAAUGGAAUACUGACAGAGUCAAGGCGGAUCAGAAUGGCCAUUUUUGGCCUCUUUAGUGGACACCCGGCAGUCACACCCAACCGCAGGUGUGGAUCACCUGGGAUUCGAACUCUGGGUAUUUGCCCAACGAUAGAGCUCUACACUCAGUGACCAAGGAGUCCAGGUUCGAAGAUACAGUGAUUUAAACUACAGGUUGAGAAUAGCUGGAUGACGAGGGUUGGUAAAUCAAAGGCGCCCACUCCGGUCAUCCUUGCUUUUGUCGGUACUCCGUUAUCAGUAUAUGCUAAAGCCACCAUGCAACUGCCUGCGAUGGCUCUAGACUAUGUUACAAGGCACAGCAAGACGAGCAUGUCCCAUGGCCCCAUUAAUGACCGUCACACAAAAUGCUUUAGUAUAUUUAGAGUACGAAUGUUAAUGUCGUGCUUAACAAAGUUUGUUUCAUAAUGUAGCCCCUCCGUCUUCAAGGUGAAGUCGGCCUCGAAAAAGCGAAAGAACAAGAAGUGAGUUCGCAUACGUUUUGCUAUCCAUCUUUAUUUUGCGUGUAAGUAAAGCCUUGCAUGUCGGUAUUAUUUGAAUAGACAGUAAAUGCGACGUAGUGGGCUUGUUGCUCUGAGCACAUUCAGAAAUAAUCUAUCAAACUUGUCCGGAAAAUUCUAGACAGACCAGAGAAGCGGUUGAAUUUCGAAAGAAGUUUUGCUUAGCGAGAAACUUAAUUUUCUACAACAUUUUAGCUGUCAGGUACUUAGAUAGUUUAACUACCUUAUUAGGCAUUUGCCAAGGUUCCAUUGUUUUGUGACAUUUCAAAAUGAUAUCUAAAAUAUCCCUUAACUCGUCAAACAGUACUUCGAUUUUGGCCUAAAAUCUUCUGUUCCUGUGUUACUACUCUUACCUGGUCAGUAUAACAGUAGCAAAGAAGAUAUUCUCUGUUGGUUGAGGGUAAACAAAUAAUAUUUUUUCUAUCAAUAAAUUGUUUCAUUUUUAUGGCUAGAUAGAUCCUACUAAAUGACGAACUAUCGUCCUCUUUGCGUUGUAUACCUCCUUCUGUUUGACUGAAAGUGUCGUGUGCUAUUGUCUACCGGGUCUAAAAUGAGCCAUUACAGUGUACAAACCACGCAUACAUCGCUUCCGAACGAAGUUUAGAGGGACCCUUUGUGCCUCUUAGGGCUGCAAACAAGCUGUAACGGGUCUAUGAGAUGAGGAGACCUAACUGCCUGCCCUGGAGGCUCUCCUUCUCAAGUUUUACCAAAUUUCCGAACUAUUUGAAGGAAGGGCAGCACGAACUGGCACACUAGAAUAGGUUUGAAGUUUGGCUCAUCUGGAUCAGAAAAACUGUACUCGCUAUAUCUAUCAGUUAACAGUGAUUAACAGGAUAUAGCCAUUUGUCAAACGAUAGGCAAGAGAUUUUACACCUUUUGGUUGGACUAAACAGUGCAUCCUGAUUAGAAGUAGGCUUUUGUACAGUUGACAGUUCAUUUAACUGUCCUAGCACAAUGCGUUUUCGCCCGAUUUUAAGGAGAAAAAUAUAAAUGAAAUAUUUUACAUAAAUUUUACCGUCCAUCCUGCCCUUCUCCGAUCAAAGUCCGAGUUCAAUGCAAGUCCGGCUAGUAAAAAAUCACACAAGGCUACGCAUUGGGGUGUUCUUCCAUUUCCAAUUACUUCUGUAAAAGAUGGGUUGGACGUGCUUAGCAGUAAUUCUACCCUUCCUCUUGAUCCAGUAGGUUUGAUGGCCAUGAGACCACUGAGCAGAAACGUACUAGUUGCUCGCUCAUAAGGGGUUUCCCACCAUCCUUUUACCUGCACUGAAUGCUACUCAGGAACUCAGGUCGAAUUUUAGUCCAAGACCUCUCUGUGACACGAAUUCCACACGAAAGGAAUAUUGGGCGUAAGCUGCUAUUACCUAAAACAGCACUUCUCGCUGUUUGACUUAUUGAAGCAACACAGAAGUCUACAAAAUACCAAAGCCUUUUCAGUUAAUUGUAGAUUAGGAGAAUGCGGGUUAGCCUGGGUGGUGAAAGUCGCCAGCACAAGUAGGAAAGAGGAUAUCGGUUGUUCCCAGUUUUGUCUAAAAAUCCUGAAAAGAUGAGCGUUUUCGAGUCCGGGUUUUUCGCUUCCCCUUUUCCUUGUCCUCCAUAAUUAACUCCUCUAUAAUUUGCUCAGUAAGUCUCCACUGUCUAUCUAAUUAGAUGUUGGACAAUCUGUUUACAGAGAAGCUGAGCUUCUUGGCAUGUGUUUCCUGAGGGGAUGAUAGACCCGAACAUUUUAAGUUCUUAUCUUUAAUUUAAUGCAAACUUUUCUGUUAUCAGCGAGGCUGCAUACUUCUUUGGGCUUGCAUUAACAAUCGUCUAACCUUUUUCCAGACGAAACCAGUGGGGGAACAGGACUUCCUUUGCAUGAGACCUACGCCGUUAAGAGUCUGCUUAGCUGUCUCUUGGAGACUGCUUCUCAUAAAUCCAGAUCAACUCUUUAAUUAAACGUAAGGUUCAAUUCGACCUGUGCGUAAAGAAAAGUGUGUCGACCUGGUAACACGUAUGACAUUUCGCUAUUGGGGGAUGCCUACGUCCUCGAGAUCUUCUGCUUAUUCACUUGCCAGGUUAGCAGGUUUAAGAAUGAACACAUAUUUAGAAACGAGAAAUUACUACUCCAACCAGCGAAACGUAGAAGGAUAAUUGUCAGCUGUUAAGUAUGUGAUGACGAUGACUAUCACACUGAACACAAGCUUCCUUUUUCCCUCCUUCUCUCCUGCUUUCCUAAUCAUAUAAACCACAUUCUAACUGAGAUUUAAUGGAGCAUCUUUAUAGGUUGUGCUAGUUAUCAUUAGAUUUUUCUUUACGCCUUUGUGUGCCACUGGGCACCAACUCCUGCAGAUCUUCUCUAGAAAGCAGUUUCCGUUGGGCUUACUUUUUAAGAGGUUGCCGCCGAUCGCGUUGCAUAAGAGGGCGUCGGUUUCACCCGGCGUUGCCAUGGCUUGGUUUGAACCAUGAAGACUGACCUACCCGUCCUCCGGGCAAUUUUGUUAUGCAGCACUUUGUUUCGGAUAUCAAACCCUGUCUGUACUCAAUUAGGAAACAUUCUGGCUUGUGGACAUACGAAAUACUAUGAGGUCUUUGGCGGUAGAACGUAGCCUAUCUUACAGAAAAUUCCCAGACAACGUGCCGUUCCAGCCUACUGCGCAGCAGAGCGUAAUUUUUUGAUGUUCGAAAUUCAGUUCUCUCCAGGCAUGUCACUUUGCCCCUGUUGGGUCUGAAUUACUUGAGGACAAAAAGCCUGCUUAGGGAGUCAGACAUGCUACUUAUCUAUCCAUACCCAAUUUCCUGGAGUUUUCGCCUCAUGUGAUGUCGUCUUUAACGCUGAACAUUUGCUUCGACUUUUGUAGAUCGCAGCCUCCGCCCAAUAGCGUCAACACUGACGACUUCCCCAAACCACGAGGUCUUGUGCCCAGAUAA